Messenger RNA from Parastagonospora nodorum SN15, 1245 nucleotides. RefSeq lists its product as hypothetical. Bases 1 to 1245 code for a protein of 414 amino acids. The record is from RefSeq and is a predicted model, not a curated record. Lineage: Eukaryota; Fungi; Ascomycota; Dothideomycetes; Pleosporales; Phaeosphaeriaceae. The transcript has a single exon. Gene Ontology annotation, molecular function: calcium ion binding.
AUGGCCGACCCAAAAUCGACCGAAGAGCUCUGCGCCAUGUGUAACAACAUGGGUGUUCAUGCUUGCAGUGGCUGCCACUCAAUCCGCUACUGCUCAAAACUGUGUCAAAAAACCGACUGGUCACUGCACAAGUUGCUCUGCAAAUCCUUCAAGAACUUUUCAAACGAUCAACGCCCCCAGCCGCACGGAAAAUACAUAUACAGGCGCGCCAUUCACUUUCCCGAGCAUGGCGAUACGCCGCAGUUCGUCUGGAUGCGCCACUUUGGACCCAACGAAUCAAACCGCACGGUCGUAGACUCUUCCUCCCUCCAUGCUGAUUGCGCAGACCUAAAGCCGUUGAUGAAGUUCGGCCUCAACUUCCUUUUGCGGCGACCGCUUACGGGCUGGGUCAUCAUUGCGGGACGGCCUUGUGGCUUGAACAAGGACGGCAUGGUGAAAGCCGGGCACGCAAACAAGAGCAUGCUGAAAGUGGACGAGGAGAUGUCUGACUGGGCUGGAGGCGCUCUUAUCGCGUAUGGGAAUGAUGGUGCAAAUUGGCCCACGGGUACAGCAGGCGGGGCUUGGCAAGAUCAAGUCUACGAUCUGGGACCGGUUCAUCUUCGCCAUGUUAUCGAUAAUCUGAGAGACGAACACGACAAGACUGGUCGCGAGUUCGAACUAUGCACCAAGGGAAGCAAAGACAAGGUCAAGGGCGUGCGCAUAAAUUGCAUUGGAGACGAGAUUAUGUGUUGCCGAAAUGCAAUGGAGCCUGUGGAUGUGGCGAGAUCACUGUGCACCGAGCAAAGCGACAUCAACAGCGAUAUGGCAGACAGGAUUGGCGUCCCGAUCAUCAUCCGCAAGAUCCCUCACGCAUUGUGCUGGCGCGGUCGAAAUAUUGCAGUGCGGAACAGUGGCGCAGUCGUCCCAGGCGGCGUGAAUACGGUUAUGAUGGUUCUUGAUCUCAAGAGCCAAGUCGAGCUAUUCCCAGAGAACUUGGAAAUAUCGUGGAUGGUUCAGAGAUUCGAAGCAACUUCAGGUCAGCUAGGCUCAUGUGUCGUGGUCCGGAAGGAUGGGAAGCCACUCGAACCCAUCUUCAUGGAGGCUCUCGAGGUCUACACGAGGCUGAAGGUAAAGAAUGCAAAGAACGAAAAUGAAGACGAGGACUGGGAAAAGGUGCUCUUCGCUGAUGUGUCGGAGGAGGACUGGGAGGGAUUCUUCAAGGACUUCGAUCCUGACAAAGACUACAAACUGGACAGAAAUUCCUAG